AUGACUGAAACACGCACUCAGCGCUUCCCCACAAGACCGCCACUGAACGUAAAGCAGGUGUGCGUCCACAGGGAUGCAAUAAGAUCCUGUCUGAGAGCUUGUCAGGAAGAGACGCAAACAAGAGUGCUAAUUGGCGUCCUGAAAAGGCACCAUCCCAGCCCCAAAGUCUACUCCAGGGAUCACGCUUUGCAUGCACUGCAAUCGCCACCUAAGCCGCAGGCCACUUGCGAAACGGCCUCAGUUGAAGGGAUCAAUGCUCGAAUAUCUUCUCUCGUAAACCCUAAUGGGAAGCGGUCUCACCAGCAGGCUGCUGCUCGGCCGCACAGCGCCAAAUGCUCUCCGAGGGACGUCUCUGAACGGCGUUGUUUUUCGUUUAGCUCGACACGCCAGCAGUUGACACCUCUCUCUGAAGGAUCUGGAGGUGCUUCAGGUCAUGAGGAGGCGUCCGUCGAUUCUGCUAGGGGGGCUCUACCCUCACCUCAACGCAGUGCACAGGAUGAGGAUGCCCUUACAGGCGGCCAAGAGUCGAAGGCAGCCUCCCCUAUAGCUACCGACACAGCGAAAUUUGCUGCUCCAUGGAUUUUUGAAGCCAAACCCGGCGGUUGGCUUCAUAUGAGGGAACACAAGCGGAUCUUUGCGCUCACCUCCCCAGCCACUGCAGCUCCCACUGCCAAAGGCGACGCGCACUCAGAAGCGGCAGCGGCAGAAAAUUCCAAUUUGUCUUCUUUCUCUGAAUGUUCAUCCAGUGUGGAGGGCAUUCCGAUGAUUCAGUUCAGGUCUGCAGCGAUCCGAGGCGGGCAGCAGCGUUGCGGCGUGGGUACCUUGAUACAAAAACAGUGCAUACAGGCCAUUGCUGCGUUUGGAUCUACAGUUGAGCGUUCUUGGGUGUACAGGCAUUUGACAUAUCCUGAAGCGGAUCGGGGGGGCACGCAGUUGGGGAGAAUCUUUAAAAGGGCAGAAAUGCGGAGCUAUUUGCGCUUUCUUGCUGCACGUCUCCCUUGUUUGGAGCUGCAGACGCUGCUGGAAGCGUUUCUUUCCACCGGCCUUUCAGAUAUGGACGAGCAGCAAAUGAAAGAACUUCUGACGCUGCUGCAUCUGGGAGAGCGACAGGCCGCUGGAGAUGUAGUAGUAGUGACAAGCAGUAGUGCGAAGAACCGCAAAGUCGAGGUUGGAGGGGCAGCCAGUCAUUGCACUUGCGAUUUGCGGCACUGCUGUAUGCCUGAGCAAAGAAGCAGUCGCAAUUCCAAGGGUGACAGUGAUAGCAACAAUAAGAGCAGCACUGGCGAUGAUUCCAGGGAUUGCUGCUGCGAUGGCCUGACGGCUGAUUUCCUGCUGCGGCUGCUGAAGGGCGGAAGCAUCCCCCCUGCUUGUGUGCCCCCUUGCCUUAGGUCGAACAGUGCCUUUCGCCGCUUGCUGAGUUUUAUCGAUAAAAACCAUCCGCUACUGCGGUUUGUGCCGCCCCCAGGCGGCUGGCUACGUAGUCAGUAA
Cyclospora cayetanensis is the source of this 1488-nucleotide messenger RNA. RefSeq lists its product as uncharacterized. The transcript has 2 exons. The record is from RefSeq and is a predicted model, not a curated record. Bases 1 to 1488 code for a protein of 495 amino acids. Lineage: Eukaryota; Apicomplexa; Conoidasida; Eucoccidiorida; Eimeriidae.